AUGAUGGACGAGGAAAUGACUGUGUCACGCUUUUCUCAACUUUCCUCAUUUGCCUUUUUCCUGAAAUCCAGUUCCUCAAUUUCAGCAAUCAACAUGUUGCGGGACAAGGCACCAGGUACUUUCGUUGUGCGCGACUCUAACAGUUUCCCUGGUGCAUUUGGACUUGCACUGAAAGUCGCCACUCCACCACCAGGUGUCGCCCCAGGUGACGGUACAGAACUCGUUCGGCACUUCCUAAUCGAACCAUCACCAAAGGGUGUGAAGCUGAAAGGCUGUAAUAACGAGCCAGUGUUCGGAUCGCUGUCAGCUCUCGUUUAUCAGCAUUCGAUUACUCCGCUAGCAUUACCAGCCAAGUUGCUUUUACCUGAGUAUGAUCCAGCUACAACACCUGAACACGUAUCAGCCACCCAGGCACUUCUGGAACAGGGAGCAGCUUGCAACGUUGCCUACAUAGGAAGUGUAGAUUGUGAAUCGUUGACGGGCAACGAAUGUGUCCGCCGUGCAGUUACAAUUACUGUAGAAGAUGCUCAAAGAAAUGUUACUCGGCCGGUCUCCGUACAUUUCAAGGUCUCAUCGCAAGGAGUUACGCUCACAGACAACACGAGAAAAGUCUUUUUCCGUCGACACUUCCCAGUGAACUCGGUGAUUUUCGCUGGUAUGGAUCCGGCAGACAGAAAAUUCGAUAACUACUGUGUGAUUGGAUAUCACGAUGCUUGUAUGAGGUCUGCUCGAUUGUUUGCAAUUGUCUCGCGGAAGCCGUCAUCAACGGAAAAUGCUUGUCACGUGUUUGCUGAAUUCGAGCCAGAACAACCAGCGACAGCCGUUGUGAAUUUCAUCAAUAAAGUCUUAUUCGCUAAUAGGCGGUCAUGA
Molecule: messenger RNA, 870 nt
Organism: Haemonchus placei
Lineage: Eukaryota; Metazoa; Nematoda; Chromadorea; Rhabditida; Trichostrongylidae
Source: the annotation of a GenBank genome assembly